Messenger RNA from Lagopus leucura (white-tailed ptarmigan), 4055 nucleotides. RefSeq names its product zinc finger RANBP2-type containing 3 (gene ZRANB3). The coding region runs from base 110 to 3475 and encodes 1121 amino acids. Gene Ontology annotation, cellular component: nuclear replication fork. The transcript has 22 exons. The record is from RefSeq and is a predicted model, not a curated record. Gene Ontology annotation, molecular function: zinc ion binding; ATP-dependent chromatin remodeler activity; endonuclease activity. Gene Ontology annotation, biological process: replication fork processing; DNA repair. NCBI's taxonomy places the organism in Eukaryota, Metazoa, Chordata, Aves, Galliformes, Phasianidae.
GUGAGGGUUGGGUGUCCGCGGGCUUCUCUGCCUCAGUCCGUGUUUGCAGCAGAAAGACUCGCUCUGCUCCCCCCAGCGCUGGGGUGUUGCCGCACGUGUUAGGUUCAAAAUGGCUAAUGUGCUCCAGGACACACAUGCACCCGAAGCUUCUUAUUCUGAAAGUGUUGAUGCUGAGCUGUCCUUUCUGCCUGAAAGACUGAGAAAGAAACUGCUUCCUUUUCAGGAGAAAGGCAUCGUAUUUGCACUUCAGAGGAGUGGCAGGUGUAUGAUUGCUGAUGAGAUGGGACUAGGUAAAACAAUUCAAGCAAUUGCUAUUUCCUACUACUACAGGAAGGAAUGGCCUCUCUUAAUAGUAGUGCCUUCAUCUUUGAGAUAUCCUUGGGUUGAUGAGAUGGAAAAGUGGAUUCCAGAACUAUCUCCAGAUGAUAUUAUUAUCAUUCAAAACAAAACUGAUAUUGGGAGAAUAUCAAGCAGCAAAGUGACGAUUCUGGGAUAUGGCCUGUUAACUUCUGAUGCCCAGACUUUAGUAUACACUCUGUAUAGGCAGAACUUCAAGGUAGUUGUGGUUGAUGAAUCACACUAUAUGAAAUCCAGAAAUGCUAAACGCAGCAAGAUUUUAUUGCCCAUUGUACAGAAAGCCAGUAGAGCAAUUCUUCUUACCGGAACUCCUGCGCUCGGUAGACCCGAAGAGCUUUUCAUGCAGAUUGAGGCACUUUUUCCAGGAAGAUUUGGAACUUGGAGUGAAUAUGCCAAAAAAUACUGUGAUGCUCAUUUGAGAUUCUUUGGUAAAAGAAAACAAUGGGACUGUAGAGGAGCUUCAAAUUUAGAAGAACUACAUCAACUUUUAAGAAAAAUAAUGAUCAGAAGACUGAAGAAUGAUGUUCUAACACAAUUACCUCCCAAAGUUAGACAGCGUAUUCCAUUUGAUCUCCCACAAGCCGCAGCUAAGAAUUUGAAUACCACUUUUGCAGAGUGGGAGAAAUUAAUGAGGAAGUUGAAUUCAGAGCCCACUGACAGCCAUUUUGUUGAUGUCAUGAGUCUAAUCACACGUAUGUAUAAAGAAACUGCAAUAGCCAAGGCAGGAGCAGUGAAGGACUAUAUCAGAAUGAUGCUUGAAAAUGACAAACUGAAGUUCCUAGUUUUUGCUCACCACUUAAGCAUGCUUCAAGCUUGUGCAGAGGCAGUUAUAGAAAAUAAGGUUCGCUACAUACGGAUAGAUGGAAGUGUUCCUUCUGCAGAAAGAAUACAUCUGGUUAAUCAGUUUCAGAAGGAUCCUGAGACCCGGGUUGCUAUUUUGAGUAUUCAGGCAGCUGGUCAGGGUUUAACUUUCACUGCUGCUACUCACGUCGUGUUUGCUGAAUUAUAUUGGGAUCCAGGCCAUAUUAAGCAAGCAGAAGACAGAGCACACCGCAUUGGGCAGUGCAGUUCUGUGAAUAUUCACUUCCUUAUAGCAAAAGGAACGUUGGAUCCUCUUAUGUGGGCAAUGCUGAAUCGCAAGGCCAACGUUACAGGCAGCACCUUGAAUGGCAAAAAAGAGAGAAUGCAGGCUGAAGAAGGUGAUAAGGAGAAAUGGGAUUUUUUGAGUUUUGCUGAAGCUUGGACCCCUAACAACAGUGCAGAAGAUCUCCAGAAUGAACUUCUGUUUACGCAUUUUGAGAAGGAAAGACAGCAUGACAUACGUUCCUUCUUUACCCCAAAAUCUGCCUCUAGAAAGAAACGCAAAAUGUUAUCAGAUAGUGAAUCAUUAAAGGUUGGUGCAGAGUCUUUUGAAGCCGUGAAAGAAGAGGAUUCAGAGAAGAGCAGUGAAGAUCUGGAUUUCACAAGAAUAAGUGAUGUGGAUACAACUUGUCAUGAAAGUGCCUGUCCACAUGAAGCUAAAAGAGCAAGAAGCGUAAGUGGAUCUACUCCAGUCAGCUCCAGGAAGAAAAAGACGUUGACUGGAAAAAUGUCUGCUUUCUUCACAGAGAAGAACAAUGAAGUCCUUCCUUGCAGCUCAAAUGCUUCAAGCAAAGGCACAGCUUUAAACAAAGUUUGGCACUGUAGUGUUUGCACUUGCAGUAAUAACGAAUUGCUUCCUUACUGUGAAAUGUGUAAUUGCCCUCAGAGCAAUAAAGGUGAGAGAAACUGUGAAGUUCCUACUAGCCAGACUGAAAAAGACGUGUUGAAAGACUCCAGAAGUGAUGAACAGAGAGCAGCAUGGGAUGCUGAAGAUGGAAGAGAAGAUUUGGAGGAAUUGGUGACCAAGCAGUCUGAAAUCAGUGAACAAGAAGCUGUCAAAAUCAAAAGUGAAGAAAAUGAAAGAAGGUGUGGAAAAGAUCAAUCAGAUGCAUUUCUAGUAUAUGAUGGGCUAAUGUUCUGUGCAAGCAGGAAUACUGAUAGAAUUCACCUCUAUACAAAGGAUGGUGAACCACUGAAUCUGAAUUUCAUUCCAUUGGACAUACAGCUGGACAACUGGGAGGAUUUAUCAGAGAAUUUCCAACAUAAACGAAAUCGUUCCAUGAUACUGAGGUUUGUGAAAGAAUGGAGUCAUCUAACAGCAAUGAAACAGAAAAUUAUCAGAAAAAGUGGUCAGCUGUUUUGUAGUCCUAUCCAUGCUGCAGAGGAGAUGUGUAAAAAACAGUCUGCGGCAAGCAGCACAAAAAGGUAUGUGACCAAGGAGGAUGUAGCAGCAGCCUCACUUAGCAGAGCAAGCAGCAGUGGGGGCAGCGUGCGCCUCAUCACUAAAGAAAGUAGAGCUUGUCUGAGGAAUGAAAAAGCUUCUAUGGCACAACCAGGUCAUUCCACAAAGUUGUUUUUGGAGAGUGGAAAAAGUCCUUCUGUUCUUCCCUCCAAUUGGACUGAAGUUCAAAACUCCUCCCUACCUAAAGGCUAUUUGCAAGCCCUGGAUGGUGAAGGAAACCCACUUUGUCUCCACUGUCAGCAGCCAACAGCUCAGCUUGACCAAAGCUGCCAGGCCCCUGCCUGGGACACACGGUUCUGCACUCUUUCCUGCCAGGAGGAAUUUUCAAUUCGUUCUAGUCAGGGCUACAUCAGGACUAAGGUGUUUGAAACUGAACAUGGUGUUUGCCAGUUUUGUCAUCAGAAUGCCCAAGAGCUCUAUCUUAACAUCAGAGAUGCACCUAAGACUCAGCGUAAGAAGCUUCUGGAGAGCUCGUGGAUGUCUCAUCUUCCAGUUGGGCAGUUGAAUGAAAUUAUAACAAACCCAACAGAAGGUCAGUUCUGGCAGGUGGAUCACAUCAGGCCUGUUUACAGCGGAGGAGGACAGUGCUCCCUGGGGAACCUUCAGACUCUGUGUACGGUCUGCCACAGAGAGAGAACUGCAAAACAGGCCAAGGAAAGAAGUCAGAGGAAGAGACACUCUUUAGCUACAAAAGGGCCUUGGAUGAAUGCAUGGAAGGAACUCAAUCAUGAUUACAUUUUUAUGGCCCUGCAGUUUAAAGCUGAAUUUCUAUGUAUAACCUUAGUGCAGUUUUGAAGUACUGCAAUUUUCAUAUUAGUUCAUUUACAACUGCAAGAAUUGCAGUCCAAUGCUGCUGAAAUUCAUGUUAAUCUUGCAAUGCUCAGUUGCAGUGGGUUAUUAAGGACUAAGAAGCUAUCUUAGUUAUAAUUGUUCCCUUUGUUCACUCAGUCAAAGGUACUGGAGAAAAUACAGGCUCUGCUCUCCUGACUACAACAAGGCAGGUGAUGUGUUUCUUCUAAAACUGUCUUAUAACUACAUGUAAAAGUUAGCAGUAGCCUGGGAAAGGGCUAUGAAAGGCCCGAUAACUUUAUUUGACUUGGGCACUUUCAGUUCAUGUUUAUUGAAAUAUCUGUUUAAAACAGCUAGCGUUUAAGGUUUGUUUAUGAGAAAUAAUAUCUAUUUUUCCUUGUCUCAUCCAAGGUAAUUCCUGGGAAAUACUAGAGCCAUAUUCUCUUUACCUAAAUCGCAGAGCUAAUGGUUAUUUUGCACUGUUUAAGUAGCUUUCUUUACAGUUACUUCAAAUAAAUCAGCAUCAUCUUACUGCUUCAGUGCCUUUCCUCUGCCCCUUUUAUGUUAUCACUACAGAUAAUUUUUU